AUGACUACGACAGAAAACAAUUAGAAGAACACUAAAUUAGAGCAAACAUCAAAAAAAUACAAAAUAAUCAGUUUCGAAGAUAAGUAAAAAAUAAUGAAGGUUUUGUAAUAUAAUAACACUAUUGAUACACUCUCUACGCUAAGUGCAUAAUAUAAUACAUCAAUAAAAAAUCUUAGAAGAUGGUAGAAUGAAGGUAUAAAUCGAAAACCAGGGUGUGGAAGGAAAAAACUCAAUUUAGAAGCUGAAUAAAAAUUAUGUUUCUGGAUUAUUGAAUAAAGUGCUAAAUAAGGUAAAAGAGUGAGGAGAACUUAAUUAAAAGACUAAGCAUUAUCUUUAUUUAAUGAUAAAUACUUUAAAGCUUCAAAGGCUUGGUAAGAUGAGUUCAUCAGAAAUUAUGAUAUCAAAUACUUAGUUAAUGAAAUUUUAUAUAAGAAAGGAAUGUUAAACACACUUUAAAAAUAAAAGUUCUUAGAAAUGUAGGAAAAAAGAAUAGCUGAAACCAACUAAAACAAUUUUGAAAAUACUUCAAGUUAAUUAAAUCUUAAUUAAUCUCAAAUCCCUACCUCAAUAAAAUCUGAAGAAAAUAAUUUACAUUGUUAAACGAGUGCCAUUUGCCAAGAUGAUUAUCAAUGGUUUUAAACUCCAUAAUUUGAAGUUAAAUUCGAAGAAUCGCUUAAUUAAUAACUAGAAGUUUCUAUAAAUCUAUUGAAUGAGGAUUCCUGGAAUUAUAAAAUCAAUUAGGAUGAAUCCUAAGCAUCAGAAUAUGAUGGAUUUAUUAGUAAAAAAAGAAAAAAGCAAUUGAAAAAGAAAAGUACCUAUUGA
Molecule: messenger RNA, 822 nt
Organism: Paramecium octaurelia
Lineage: Eukaryota; Ciliophora; Oligohymenophorea; Peniculida; Parameciidae
Source: the annotation of a GenBank genome assembly